AUGGGUGAUGCUGGACCACCAGGUAAUCCUGGACCACCUGGACGUGCCGGUGAACCUGGAGCAGAUGCGCAAGGCGGUGGCGGAGGAGUUGGACCUCCAGGCCCUCCUGGACCACCGGGACCAGGGGGACCUCCCGGAGGUGAUGGAAUGCCUGGUGGCUUAGGUGGACCAGGAAUGAUGGGACCGCCUGGGUUUCCUGGAGAAAACGGCCCGCCAGGAGAUAUGGGAAUGCCUGGAACGCCGGGAGCACCAGGAGCACCGGGAGGCGAUGGAAUCUACUGUCCAUGUCCCAGGCGCACACUUUCGACAAUCAGGCACAGAAGCAUGUCAAAGAAAAAGAUGUCGAAAGUGGCCUUCAAUUAG
Molecule: messenger RNA, 363 nt
Organism: Cooperia oncophora
Lineage: Eukaryota; Metazoa; Nematoda; Chromadorea; Rhabditida; Trichostrongylidae
Source: the annotation of a GenBank genome assembly